This is a messenger RNA of Guillardia theta CCMP2712, 1236 nucleotides long. RefSeq lists its product as hypothetical. NCBI's taxonomy places the organism in Eukaryota, Cryptophyceae, Pyrenomonadales, Geminigeraceae. The coding region runs from base 1 to 1236 and encodes 411 amino acids. The transcript is spliced from 9 exons. The record is from RefSeq and is a predicted model, not a curated record.
AUGACUGCUCCAUCGCUAAGUAUGCCGUCCAGCAUGCACGAUACGGGCAAGAGGACUGUGGAAGAACUUGAUGGCGCUAUCCAACCACCUGAGUCGCAAAGGCUGAGAUUGGACGGGUCUGCGAGCGAACACUCCCACGACGAUACACAACAGGAAAGGCCCAACACGGAUUCAUCGGAAGAGACAGUAGUGAAGGGAGAAGCUGAUCCCAUGCAGAAUUCUGAUGAGGAGGAGGGCGAGGAGGAGGAAGAGGAGGAGGAGGAAGAGGAAGAAGAGAUGGUUCUUGAUGAAUUCGGUCGUGUGCCUGGAGGAAUCCUCCCAUCGAAUCCAUGUUAUCCAGACCUGAACUACGACUUUCGGAACUUUCCCAAGUUCUUGGACUCAUCGAAAGAAAAGGAGUUCAAUCAGCUUGUGCAAAGCUGCCAGCUGGCAUUCAAUGCGCGCAAUACAAGAAGUGGCCAACAAUAUAGCACAGGCGAAACAUUUUGGAUCGCAUCGGACACUGAGCCUCGAAUGCCCCUGGAGAAACUGGCGAAGGCUGUUUUUGAGUUUCAUACCCAAGGACUAGAGCCUGGAGUCCAUUACGAACCAUCCAAGUCUGGAGCUGAGUGGUGGACGUUGGCUUUCGAGCCUGGAGACGACGUCGGGCUACACUGGGACAGAGACUACGAGCUCGAGUCGACCAGCGGCAUCCUUGUGCAUCCCCAUCUCUCCACGGUGACAUACCUGACCGGAGUUGGAGGCCCGACGAUCGUGUUCGACAAGAUCUCUCCGAUGGAGACCGGGCCUCUGGAGGAGAUUCUGGGUGAAAUAGCUGAGGGCAUACUGAGCCGACCGUCACCUGGCAAACAUGUCUCGUUCGAUGGAAGACUUCUGCAUGGCGCUCCUGCUGACGCCGAUGCGUGGAAACACCAGCAUUCCAAGAAGGAGAAGAGAAUAACUUUCCUAGUCAAUGUGUGGCUCAACCAUGUCCCCGUGACUGCUGAAAGAUUCCCGGAAGAGAAGAUCGAGAUGUUCAAGGAGAUGAUGGCACUGGAUGUCAUCCCAGUCAACGACACCGAGGAGGAAGCAGAGCUGCUUGACUUGCCCGAGAUGAAAAAGCGCCAAGAGGAGCUUGAGGAGAUCAAACUUCAGUUUAAGACCACGGCAAGAACCCCACCGCCAUCUCCUUGCCUCGGCAUGACCCUCAUUACUUGCAGGCGAGGGCUGAGAUGCGGCUGGAGCUCCCUCUCAUAG